UCUGUGAGUAUUCUUCCAGAUCUUGUGUCGCCAAUACCAAACCCCUUGCAAUUACUUAUGAAAUUCGUUAUUUUUACCUAUGAUGACAAUUCAAUUGACACAGAUAGAACGGAGCCUGAUGAAGCAAUGCUGACAAUGAGGUGCCGACUACUGAAUCCUGUGUCUAAUGGUUUUCUUCUGUUAGGCCGCCGAAGUGAAAUCUUACAAGCACAUGUACCGAAAGCCACAAUAUACAACAAAUCUAGAAUUGGCAACCGAGAAGUGGUUGGAUUCGGAUUUAACGGCGAUUAUUCGUACAUUGAUCGUACAGACUUUCCAUUUCCUGCAAUACGUUUCAAAAAAUCAACUCCCGAUGUUUUGGCGUUAAGAGAAAAAGAGCGCGGUGAUUGGCGAAAAUUAUCUAUAGAAGAGAAGAAAAGUUUAUACAGAAUAAGUUUUUGUCAGACAUUCGCAGAAAUGAACGCACCGGACGGAGAAUUAGGGGGAAUUAUUGGUUGGUCUCUGUUCUUCAUCUCAAUCUCAUUGUGGGUGCACGCGUUGAUCGUAUCCACCUACGAUUCUGCACCGACCUCUUUCAGUCCUGAAGCUAGAAUAGCUCAGUAUCUUCGUCAGGAGGGUAUUAACAAUCAGCCAAUAAGCGGUAAUUACAAACCACCUGGCGUUGAUGAGUGGCUAAAGGCCAACAAGGCCCAAGAUAUGGAGGAAUGACCGGAAUGAGCAGGAGGAACGAAAUAGAACGAAUCUGGGUCUACAGUGAUAGCAUAAUUAUUGCCAUAAAUAGACAGUAUCCCAUUUUUAACGAUAUAAAUUUAACCAUUAGUACAUAGUGCCGACCGUUAGUAUCGAAUGAAUAUACUGCUUCCUCAAUAAUUUUGAGUUUAUAUUUAUACUUAAAUUAUUGAUCUAGUAUAAUGUCUAUGGUAAUGUGAAUGUAAAACUAAUUUCGCACGAAAGAGUAAAUAAGAAAAUAAAAUAAAUAUACUUGAAUGUAAAUAAAAUGAGAGGUUUGAUCUGCUGUCACUCAAAAACUGCUACUUGUGAGAACUGUACGUAAGUUUUGAUAAGACCAACAUAAACUGCACAUUUAUCAAUCCGCGGAAUCAAUAAAUUUUAACGUU
Messenger RNA from Neodiprion fabricii, 1118 nucleotides. Its product is annotated as cytochrome c oxidase subunit 4 isoform 1, mitochondrial-like. The coding region runs from base 58 to 708 and encodes 216 amino acids. Gene Ontology annotation, biological process: mitochondrial electron transport, cytochrome c to oxygen. The record is from RefSeq and is a predicted model, not a curated record. The transcript is spliced from 3 exons. NCBI's taxonomy places the organism in Eukaryota, Metazoa, Arthropoda, Insecta, Hymenoptera, Diprionidae.